CCUUAUCUCUCUCUCCCUCCCGGUCUCGGACUACCAGCAGAGCAGUGAGGGUAUCUGUGAUCCUGCCAUGCACAGCAGCUGAGCUCCGGCGACCAUCUCUCCCCCCUCCCGACCCAGAAGGCCGGCGACCCGGAUCCGAAAGCUCUCCCCAGAACAAGAACCCGGAGCUUCUCGAUCGUAUUCAUGGCUUCUCUCGAAAGCUCUGGACCAGAAGUGGUCACUAUCGACGUUCUCGCAGCCAGGGAUCUGGUCAGCUCCGGCCACCGUUUGCUAGACGUGAGGACCGAAGAAGAAUUCAAGGAGGGUCACCCCAAGGCGGAGGACGUCUUGAACAUUCCCUACCUCUUCGCCACCCCGGAAGGUAGAGUGAGCAAUCCUCGGUUCAUGGAGCAAGUUUCAUCUGCCUAUGGGUUGGAAGAUCGCAUCGUGGUGGGAUGCCGGAGCGGAGCCCGAUCGCUGUCUGCCGGAGCCGACAUGCUUAAAGCCGGAUACAAGCAUGUGUGGAACAUGGGAGGAGGCCAUCUAGCUUGGGUUGACAAGGGAUUGCCCGUGAAGAAGCCACUCGAGGAGGAGAUGAAACUUCACCGUGGCCCAAAGGCUGAGGAAGUCACAAAGGAAGAGAAACUCGAAGUGGUUAAUUAAGCAAGAACUAAUAUCAGAUUUGGUUGUGUGGUACUAUCUGCAUUCAUGUGAUCAAGUUUGCAAUCGUGCUCUGGAUUUCUGGCUUUAGUUCUAUUGCUACUAAGAGAUGAAGCCAUAUCUUAUUUAUUUAGCGAACCUUGUUCGUGUGA
This is a messenger RNA of Rhodamnia argentea, 791 nucleotides long. Its product is annotated as thiosulfate sulfurtransferase 18. The transcript is spliced from 6 exons. Bases 184 to 642 code for a protein of 152 amino acids. Gene Ontology annotation, molecular function: catalytic activity. The record is from RefSeq and is a predicted model, not a curated record. Lineage: Eukaryota; Viridiplantae; Streptophyta; Magnoliopsida; Myrtales; Myrtaceae.